This is a messenger RNA of Etheostoma spectabile (orangethroat darter), 3214 nucleotides long. It is a transcript of the gene arl6, whose product is annotated as ARF like GTPase 6. Gene Ontology annotation, molecular function: GTPase activity; GTP binding. The transcript has 8 exons. The coding region runs from base 242 to 799 and encodes 185 amino acids. Lineage: Eukaryota; Metazoa; Chordata; Actinopteri; Perciformes; Percidae. The record is from RefSeq and is a predicted model, not a curated record.
GCAGGUGGUAGACUUGAGUCAGCACCAUAGACCGUUAAUAUUAAUAUACAGUCUAUGGUCAGCACACUGGUCUCCCAGCAACACGGUGUAAACAACGAGCAUGAGCGAGAGUUGACGAGAAAUGAAUGAAACACUGGUUUGACCCUGGUCAUUGUUGAGCUAGCGUUAAGUGCAUCCUGGAAGCAAACCCCCGAGGCUAAACUACAGAGGUGACAGACAGCUGAUGGUUGCUGGCUAGCCAAUGGGGCUGUUUGACAGGUUAGCAGGAUGGCUGGGAUUGAAGAAGGAGGUGAAUGUGCUGUGUCUUGGUCUGGACAACAGUGGAAAAACCACCAUCAUCAACCAACUCAAGCCCUCUAAUGCCCAGGCACAAGACAUCGUCCCAACCAUUGGCUUCAACAUAGAGAAGUUUAAGACAUCCAGUCUUUCCUUCACAGUGUUUGACAUGUCUGGUCAAGGCAGAUACAGAAACCUUUGGGAACACUACUACAAGGAAGGCCAGGCUAUCAUAUUUGUCAUUGAUAGUGCAGACAAACUGAGGAUGGUAGUAGCCAAAGAAGAACUGGACACAUUACUAAACCAUUCUGAUAUUAAACACAGGAGGAUCCCCAUUCUUUUCUUUGCUAACAAGAUGGAUGUCAGGGAUGCUCUGUCUUCUGUCAAGGUCUCACAGCUGCUCUGUUUGGAGAACAUCAAAGACAAACCCUGGCACAUCUGUGCCACAGAUGCUCUGAAAGGAGAAGGUUUACAGGAGGGAGUCGACUGGUUACAAGAUCAAAUCAAAACAAUGAGAACGUGAGGGCAUGAGGAUGGAAGCGCCAGAAGUAGCAGCAUUUGUGGAACUCUUUUACGAAAGAUGAGUUGAGCGAGUUUUCAGAGGAUAGUGAUGUUUUCAUUCAGGUAUUUAAAUGGUCAUUGUCUGCUUGUUGAUUCGUUGGAAAAAUUUGUAAAUGAUAAGAUUUUUCAGGAACCAGUAUACAUAAGAGAAAUGCAUCUGACACAAAAUUGGCAACUGUUACACAUUUAUUUUGGUUUGGUGUUAUGAGUUUAAAGCUAUGGUGCGUAGUUUCUGUCUCCCCCAUGAGGAAUUCUAAGUAUUGACAACAACACUGUUGGCGCAUCCACAUGAUACAAGUCUUCUGUGAUCACGCACGCGCCCCCACCCCUCCUCCACUCUUGCUAGUAGCCACAGAGGACACGGAGGAUUAAAAAAACAUGAUGGACUCUUCAGAAGAGAUCUUUAUCUUCACUGGAGCUUCUGCAUGUGAAAGUUACCAAACACCUCACUCUAGUAAACACAGCCAUACUGAGAAAUACAGAGAGAGUUAUGGAGCUGAUAGUUUUAAUUAGCUUUGUAGUCAUUUGGCAAUUACUUGAAUGUAAUGGACGUUCAUUUAUAUAAAUAAGUUACGCACUAAAGCUUUAAACUGAUAAAUACAGCUGUCUGAAAUUAUGGAAGAUUCUAUUUUCCACUGCACGCUUACAGGAGGGGAAACUGCUUGAGAGCAGGUGACAGUCUUUGUCAAGUCUCCAUGCAUCAGAUAUAAUUCUAAAUAUAUCUUGGCAGUAAUGUGCUAAUAAACGACCGGUAAGGAUGGUCCUUAAAAAAUUGUUUCAACCUCUGAAAUAGGCCAAAUGCAUCUCUCAGGGCCUCUGUAGAUACAUUAUUAUUUGUGUUUUAAGCAUUCCAACAGUUAAUUGAUUUACUUCAGCAAUCUUUCAUGCAUUCCACUGCACAUCACUUUUUUUAAACUUGUAUAGGCCAUCUUACCAUCACAAUACUUAGUCACUUGCUUCAGCUAAUAUUUCAUGCAGCUCUGCUCAUGUUAAUCUUGCUCCUUUUUUGAGUAGCAAUGGAAAUAUAUUUUGCUUAUUGAAGAUGAAAUGUUUUCCAGGGCCCAGUAGAUUUAGUUGUAUACAUUGAUACUUAUGUCAAAGUCUACAUUCAUCAUUAACAUAGGUGUAACAAAUGAUUGUCACAAAGUGAAUGUCAAGGUCAUUAGUUUGCAUAAAACUCAAAGAUUUGUCUUUACAAAUCUUUUUUUUUCUUUUUUAAAUCUUUGCCUUAUUUCAUUGCUCAAAGGGGAAAAAGGUGUAAUCAAACAAACUGCAUCAUAUCAUUUACUUAUCGUGCUUCGGUGAUUCAAAGGCAGACUACUGAAAAGAAAAUUCAUCCAGCCGGUCAGUUUUUAAUGCAAGCCUUUGAUCAUCUUCUUUAGUCUGUGACUGAGAAGCUUGCAUCAAAAACAAUUUCUGUACAGAUCAGACUUCAGGGUUGCUUUUUAGUUUUUGUGCAUCACCUAGAUAAAGCUGUAUAGCAAGUAAUAACCGUGUUUUUUAUUUUAUAUACUUUUUAUUUUAAUAAAGGUCUCAUCUGUUGACUGUUAAUUUUCUAUACCACAAAUAUCAUACAUUUUGGAAACUACAAAAAGGCCUUGUGACACUCCUUGGUACAAUCAGUAAAGAUCACUGAUGGGGGUUCUUACAGUCCUGUUCCCUUCCAGGGUUGUACCUUACGGCACUGUUUGGUUUACAUUAAGACAGGAUUUUGUUCGUGGUUUAAAAUAUUAAGUGUAGAGUGCAUUACUAGACUGUAUGAGGAGGAUUGGACAAAACAAUUCUUUCUUCUAUUACUUUUUGUGAAUUUAGUUCUUUAAGUUGUGAAAUAAUUAAAAGUCAGUGCUUGGUUAGUUAGACCAUCUCAACACAUUUACAACCACCAUGUAUUUUAUGUUAGUUUAAAGACAAGAAACACAAGCCACAAAUUCAGCUUUGUACUGCAGAGUUUCCGUUGCAAGGAGACAUUUCCAGUUGAAGUGUGUUGCUUUCAGCCCACUCAUAUGAGUGUCCCUGUUUAGACCACUGGAGGACGCCCCGGUACAAAACAUUCAAAUUAUUCUCAUAGUGGCUAUAAGGACACCAUAUUGAUUUUGUAAUAUAUUGUCUGUUUCUAACGAAGACAUUUCAGAGUGAUGAUUUACUGGGACAAGUUUCAUAUCUUUCGGCCACCUUACUUUAUAUUUUUCAAACAAAGCAAGGGGUCCUUGUGAGAUCAUGUUCUAAUCAUGAUCUAUUUCAAAACAAAGACCCUCUGAGCACAAGUUCACUUUAGCAUCAGAGACGUAAUAUAGAUAGAUAUCAAAUGAGCUCUAUGUAUGUUGUUUAUUACAUUGUAUCUGUAUAUUUUUAAAGAAUAAAUGCUGUGAAAAAUGAA